AUGCUUCAUUACUCAACUCUUCCUUCACGCCGCAAUCCUACUCCUCUUGGAGUCGCCUUUCCUGGUAGCCAUAGCUUCGGACACAAACACCCAAGCCCAUUCAAUUUCAACCGCUCCGGAAUUCCAUCUCAGCCACAAUCGUGCCCUUCUGAAGCAAUAAGGCCGGCCGAGACGGAGCCAGGCCACGAUGACGAUGGUGUAGAGUCUUGCAAGGGAUCCAAGCCAAACCCGACAGCCAUAGAUACAGAGGAAGAAGACAUUCUAGAAUUUGAUCCUGCCGAUUCUGAGACCUGGGGCAUCAAGUCUCUUCCAUACUGGCACCAGUCCGCCAUGCUGCCGGGCACGGGGAAAGGCGGUCUUCAUAAUACUCGAUAGUGGAAAGACAUCAAAUCGCCCG
This is a messenger RNA of Trichoderma atroviride IMI 206040, 397 nucleotides long. RefSeq lists its product as uncharacterized. The record is from RefSeq and is a predicted model, not a curated record. Lineage: Eukaryota; Fungi; Ascomycota; Sordariomycetes; Hypocreales; Hypocreaceae.